Messenger RNA from Penaeus chinensis, 21287 nucleotides. Its product is annotated as muscle M-line assembly protein unc-89-like. Gene Ontology annotation, molecular function: ATP binding; protein kinase activity; protein binding. Bases 119 to 19801 code for a protein of 6560 amino acids. Gene Ontology annotation, biological process: protein phosphorylation. The record is from RefSeq and is a predicted model, not a curated record. Lineage: Eukaryota; Metazoa; Arthropoda; Malacostraca; Decapoda; Penaeidae. The transcript is spliced from 84 exons.
UCCCCCCGUGAACGUGGCGACAGCAAGCAGCUGCUCGAGGUCGGGAGACGUGGCAGUGGUAUAGUGGUGUGUGUCCGUUAAACGUGUGAUGGUGCAGUAAUAUAAUCAUUGAUCAGUCAUGGGCAACAAGCAGGGCCACGAGCUCUCGCCCGAGGAGAAGCAAAAGCUCAAACAGGAAAAGGAACGCGAGAAAAAGCUUGUGAAAGAGGAGAAGGAACGCAAAAAGCGAGAGAAGAAGGAAGAGAAGAAACGAAAGAAGGACAAGAAGAAGGGCAAGGACGACAGGAGCCCAGAUGGGUUAGAUGACGAGGACGCCGAGAGCGUGGGAGGAAGCUCGGCGUGGUCGGAGAAGAGCCAAGGAUCAGCCCCGGGAUCGUGGUACCAUUCAGCCUCCGAGCCCUCCUCCAAGCGAUCCUCGAUCUACCUGCCUGCCUCCGCGGGGCCUGGCUACUACCAGCAUGACUGCUGGUACUCAGGCUAUGAGGACAGCGGUUCCGAGAAAUCCAAGCCUCCUUCUCGAGCCCCGAGCGUGAAGAGUGUCAGCUCGAACCUCCGUGCUAGUUCCCUCGAGCGAUACCCUCUUGGCGUCCCAAAGGGAGAACCCAUCGAACCCAUGCACAAGGCUGGGUCGCUGGACUUGUCCUCGGUCGUUGCAGCGUCAUUUUUGCAGGAUCGGGAGAAGCUAGCUGCUGAAGCCGAAGUUGCAGCUACUAUUGCCUCGCGGUAUGACGAAACCAUUCGCACCUCGCGAGACCAUCUCGAACGGACCUCUGUAGAGCAACUGUCCUUCCUAGAAAAGGUCGUCUCGGCAGAGCGAGCCUCCCUCACGGGCCGCACGUCGCAGGCAGAGAAGGUGUCCCUCGACUCCUCGGUGUAUCAUUCCGCCGAGGAAGGAUCUGUAAGAGGCGCCAAGCGUAAGGUCUCUCUAGAGGACAGAGAGUCAGUAAAGUCCUCCGUGUACUACUCAGCAGACGAAGGGCGCGACUCGAAGCGGCAGACCGUAGACUACUCCUCAGACCGCGCCUCGCUCUCGGGUUCCAUCUACUACUCAGCGGACGAAGGCGGCUCGAUAGCUGGCUCCGUGUACUACAGCGCGACUUCCGGCUCCGAGGUCGAAGAUCACGGGGAUGAUAAUGACCUGCUGGGCAAAGAGCGUCCGAGCGCACCUGGGAAGCCUGAGGCAGUGGACCGCGAGGGCGGAAUCCUCAACAAGUUGGCUUACAUCAAGGUGGAGAAUGACGCGCUGCUGCUGCGCUGGGACGCCCCGGACACCGACGGCGGUUCGCCCAUCACAGGUUACAUCAUGGAACGCAGUGAGAGCGAGUCCGAGAUGUGGGUGCGGGUGAACUUGGUACCCAUCAAGGAUACCGAGUACCCCGUUGCAAACCUGGUGGGAGGGCGAGAAUACCGCUUCCGGGUGUUCGCCGAGAACGCAGUGGGCCUGUCGGACCCCUCCGUUCCGUCCGAGAUGGUGAGCAUCUCCACCGACCAGGAGGCCACAGAGCCGCACUUCCUCAGGGAACUCAGGGACGUCGUGGCAGUGGCGGGCCAGCGGGUUGAGUUUUCCGUGGACAUCAUCGGUACGCCGUCCCCGGACGUGACCUGGUACAAGGACGGCUUCGAGGUGUACGACACGCAGCGGUACCAGUUCCUGGCGGACGGUGACCGAUACAUGCUGAUUCUACGGGAGGCGAGACUCACGGACGAGGGCGACAUCAGGGUGAGAGCCACGAACCGAGUGGGCGUGGCGUCUUCCCAGGCCGCUCUCGCUGUCCAAGCACCGCCAAACAUUGCCUUGCCGCCGCAAUACGAGCAAGGUCUGAUCUUCGACACCGACGAACUUAUUCGACUUCGAGUUCCCUACACGGGCCGACCUCAGCCUACAGCCACGUGGACACACAACGGCAAACUAAUUGAGGCCGACGACCGCCACACGAUGGACGUGUCGGAGAAGUAUGCCACGCUGAAGAUCGCCGGCGCCAACAGGAUGGACAAGGGCAUGUAUGCGCUCAAACUGGCGAAUCCGCAGGGCGAAGCGUCGGCCUCAUUCUUCGUCACCGUCACGGAUCGGCCGGAUCCACCCAGCGUGCCAGUAAUCACAGACGUGACUGGCACCUCCCUCACUCUCCGAUGGGACCCGCCCGUUGAUGACGGUGGCUGCAGGAUAUCUAACUAUACUCUCGAAUACUUCAGGGUGGGGUGGGACGUGUGGCUCAAGGCUGCGUCCUCUAGAAUCACGUGGACGCAGCUGAGUGAUCUGAUCGUCGGCUCGGAGUAUCGCUUCAGGGUUAAAGCCGAGAACGCAUACGGUGUGUCAGAACCCGGGCCAGAGUCCGAGCAGAUCCUCAUCGAAGACACCAAGAGUCCCACUGGGUCCUUCGAGUAUGAAACCUACAAGUCCACCACGACGGUUGGAACGUCGCUGCCUCCCGACUCGACCACGCUCAGGCGAGAUGGCAGCUCGACGCUGGAGUUUGGCGGCUCAGGUGAGAGCUCUGACAUAGGUUCUUUCGGCAACACAGGGGAGUCGGCGGAGCUGGCUCGCGGCCUCAGCGCAGGGAUCUCCGAAGAAGCCGAGUCCUCCUUGGGUGGAUCCAGCGACCGAGAGCCAUCGCUCGACCUCGGAAGCUCGAGUGAAAAGGCCCCGUCGUUCGACUACGGUUCUUCGUUGGGAAAGGGACCUUCCUUCGAAGUCGGGUCGUCGAUGGAGCGCGGGCCUUCCUUCGAGGUCGGCUCCUCCGAUGAGAGAGCAUCGUCGUUCGAAGUCGGCUCUUCGAUAGAGCGUGGCUCCUCGUACGAGCGAGAGUAUAGCAGAAGAAGGCAGGAAGCUCGCCUGGUAGGAAGCUCAGCAGAACAAGCCCAGAGUGGAUAUCUAGACAGAGAUAGUUCUCUGGAAGACCAAGGGUUCAUUCGUGGAACCUAUGAAUUCGGAAGUUCACUGGAUUCUUAUGAUCAGGAAGAACUGAGGCUUAAGGGCCACCUAGAGCUCAGAGGAUCUGCGGGAGGAUCCCUGGAUCUAGGUGGUUCUACAGGGGAGUCGGUGGAAAUCGGAGGUUCUAUGGAUAGCGAGGAACCUCCGAUGCCACCCCCCCGUGUGCCUCGAAGGGGAGGACGCUCUCCUGCUGUGCCGCCCACUCAAGCAGAGGAGGACGGUGGUCAGUUGGAGGCCCCGACCCCACCUCCCAGAAGCCGUCGCCCGGGGUCUAGAGCCUCUACCGUGUCAGAGUCUUCUGCUCUCGGCCUGGAAGAGGGUCAGCUGCCCAUUUACAUCUUCGGGGCGGAGGACGGGCAAGCUGUGGCUCCCACUCCGCCCCCGAGGAGUCGCCGCCCCGGCUCUAGGGCGUCGUCCACGCUUUCCGAGUCACUGGGGGUGGAAGAUCCCUUGUAUCUCCUUGGCAUGGCGGAAGGCGGGCAGGACCUGGCCCCCACCCCACCCCCAAGAAGUCGCCGCCCUGGAUCUCGAGCCUCCACGGUGUCUGACACGUCCGCCCUCGCGGUAGGAGCCGACGCCGCGUCCAUGGAGUUCGAGGAGAGCUUCGAGGACUCGCCGACGGCCACCCCGCGUCGCAGGCGUCGUCAGGCAUCGCAGGCCUCCACCGAGACGUCCGAAACCCCAGUCGAGGCGAUCACCCCAACCCGCGGCACCUCCAUCGCCUCCUCCGACGUCGAGUUCGAAAGCGCCCUGGCAGCCCCAGAUAGCACACCCUCGCCUUCGACAUCUGGCGCUUCCGUAACGGCGAGGAUGGAGGCGGUGAAGGUCGCCGCGGGCGGUGAUGCCGUCCUGGUGGUUUCCCUCGAGAACAUCCAGGCAGCCAAAAUAUCCUGGCAGAAAGGAGGUCGUGAGGUGGUGGCGGGCCCUCACUACACCACGACGGAGACGCAGAAGGCGGCGCAGCUCAUCAUCCACGGAGCCUCAUCGCAAGACUCGGGCACCUACACGGCCGUCGUCACCAGGCCUGAUGGCACGCAGGCCAGGGCAGCGGUGGCUCUUGAGGUAGCCUCCACCGGAUCUCAAAUCAAGGUGGAGGCGCCCAUCUUCGUUAGGACCCUCAGCGACCUGGCGGCGAAAGUGGGAACCCGCGUCCGCUUCCUGGUCGAACUGCGGCAAGCACACGAUGUUAAGGUAUUCUGGUACCACAAUGACGUAGAGGUCACAGAGAGUCCCAAAUUCAGACUACUGCACGAAGGCAACUUUUUCUGCGUGGAUAUAUCUCCUCUGACCGUCGCUGACGAAGGACCAUGGAGAUGUGUGGCAGAGAACUCCUCGGGCCAAGCCUCGUGCAGCGCUCGGCUCAGAGUCAUCGUCCCGAAGGGUUACAAGGCCCCAGUCUUCCUCGAGGAGCUGGAGGCCAUUCUGACGACCGAGGGCACGGUGAGCUUAGAGUGCAAAGUGGUGGGUGUGCCAACGCCCAUCCUCAAGUGGUACAAAGAUGGCAACGAGAUUAAGGCUGGUGAUGUGUUCGCUCUCACCGCCAACCCGAACGACCCGACUUCCCUCGGGACUUAUACCUGCGAGGCCGUUAACUGCAUGGGUCGCUCCAUUUCCUCCUCCAGGGUGCGGGUCUUGGCUAGGGACUCGCUUGGUGUCCCAUCCAGGAAAGAUCGCCGUUCUCCGACUCCAGUUGGUCCUCCACCAAAGAUCCUUGAGGAGGUACAGGACAAAAAAGUUAAGGUCGGCGAUAAGGCAAGAUUGACCUUUAGAGUGGAGACGCCGCCUGAAGUAUUAUCCGUAACGUGGUAUAACAAUGGGCACAAGAUCGAACUCAGUGACAAGUACAGAUUAAGCGACGAAGGAGGUGGGAGGUACAUGAUGGAGAUACAUCCGGUAGAGCUCGGAGACGACGGCGAGUGGAAGGUCGUCGUGAAGAACGAGGGAGGAUAUUCGUCUUCCCUCGGCAAAAUCACACUAACAGUGCCAAGAAACUACAGGGGACCGCGGUUCUUGGAGGACCUGCGAGCACUGUUGACCGAGGAGGGCCUCGUCUCCUUCGAGUGUAAAGUUGUGGGUUACCCGACUCCUAUAUUGCAAUGGUUCAAAGAUGGUCAAGAACUGAAACCUGGUGAUGUUUAUCAGCUUUCAGGCACUAAUUCACUUGGUAAAUAUUCGUGCAUUGCGAAAAAUUGCAUGGGUGAGGCAAAAUCAACGGCAGAGCUUACCCUUGAAGACAUCAAGUCACACCUGAAUGAGGAGGAGAAGGAGCAACUCCUAGCAACCAACAUUCCACCUAGGUUCAUCCAGGGCCUGAAGAGCCGAGACGUUAAGAUCGGUGAUCCCAUAAGAUUAACAGUACAAGUAACAGUAACGCCAGCCCCUGAAGUGACUUGGUAUCACGAGGAUGAGAUCAUAGUUGAAUCGUCUAAGUAUCAUGUGUCUAAAGAGGAUCCUGGCAUUUUCCACUUGGAUGUAGACAAUCUGGAAGUGUCAGAUCAGGGAGAAUGGAAGUGUCUGGCAAGCAACGACUAUGGUCACAGCGUCACAGCAUCCUCCGUUAAGCUGGUUAUUCCAAGACAUUACAAAAAGCCUGUGUUCCUCGAGCCCCUCCGGGCUGUACUAUCGCAAGAGGGAACUGUGAAUCUGGAGUGCAAGGUGAUUGGUGUUCCUCAGCCAGUCCUUAAAUGGUUCAAGGAUGGCACAGAGCUCAAACCGGGUGACAUCCAUAGAAUUAUUAGCGGUGAAGACGGUACCUGCUGCCUUGGGACCUAUACUUGUGAAGCUUAUAAUGUUAUGGGUUCUGCUUCAUCCUCUGCAGCUCUUCUUGGCUUCGAAGAUAAACUUAUUCAGAAGGAGAGUGACAAGAUGGCAGCUGCAAUGGCAUUAGCUGAUGCACGGGGUAUUGCAAGAAAUCCAUCUCUUUCGACCAUCAAUGAAGAACGUUCCUCGCAGAUCUCAAUUUACGAGUCGGCAGUGUCAGAGGCUUCGUGUGAGGACGAGAGGGCAGAUAUAUCUGUAAGCAUUGAUGGUAGAGAAGUAUCGCUCUCCCUCUACGAGACGCCAGAUAUAUCUGAGGCAGAGGCUAGACAAAUUGCAGAGAUUUAUGCGGAUGAAAUAUCUGAUCGUCUUUCAGCUCAAGAGGGCAAUCAAGCAGAACUGCCUCCUCUUAGAUUCACAAGAGAAACCUCUCGAAAGGGUCCACUUAUCAUGGAAGCAAUGGUUAUUGAUGUAGAAAACCAAGCUUUCGAUGAAUACAUGAGCAUGUCUGAUAUAGUUUAUGAUGAUGCACGAACAGAAGCUGAUGUGGAAGAACUGUCAGCUAUGGAAGCAGUAAUGGUAGAGGAGCGCGAAGCACUCCGUUCCGACAUUGCAGAUUUGCCUGAGAUGGAAGUAUGGAAUGAGGAACAGUUGUCUCCACAAACUGUAUCCAUGGAGGGCAUGGGUGUUGCUCAUAUCAGCGAAAAGAACAUAAUGCAAGCUGACCUGCGUUCACUUAGUGAGCAAGGUAUUAGUAUGCUGCGCACACAUGCAGAAGAAGGUCAAGUUCUUGGCAAGGGAGAAGCUGUCAUAGCGGAAGAGCCUCAUGUUAUGAGUGCUGCAGCAAAAUCUAUCAAAACUGACAAAGGUCUUUGUGCCAAGGCAGACCGUAAAGAUACCCCUGGCCUUGCUGUAGCCCAGGCUCAACAACAAGAGGUAUUAACUGGCCUUGAGAAAAUUAAGGAUGAAAAAAUCGAUAAAAGACAAGCCAAGAGAUCGAUUGAGACUAGGGAAGCUAUGACAACCGAAGAACAACAAUUCCUCUCUGAUACUGGUACAUUGCCUGAUGCUGCUGAGAUCGGCAAAGAAAGUGAGCGAUAUCCAAGCUUUGUUACCCAUGAAGCUGUUGCUGUUAGUUCUCGUGAAGCAAUGGAACAAGCUAAAUCUUUAGAUUCAGAAGAACGACCUUCUAAGAAAGUAAAGAAAGCUGCUGUUAAGAAGACUCAGAAACCAGGUGAAGCUGCUGUCGUCCAGUCUCCUGAAGUAUAUGAAGGGGAAGCAAAACCGAUUUCUGAUAAACAAAUUAAAUCUGAACAUGCUAAAGCGGUUCUUCAAGGGAAAGAAGGCCUCAAGGUCACCAGUGCUGAAGUCAUGGAAGAUGUAGCUAGUUUCCAAGGUCAGGGUACUCAAGCUCAACAAGCUCAGGUGAAGGAAGCCAGUCAGCAUGAAGCUCUGGUUAUGGAAGAAGCAGAAGUAGUGAGUGGAAUGCCAAAGAGUUUGAAAGUGAAGCAACCUAAGGCACAGAAAGCAAAGGUGGUCAAAAAGACAGCAGCGGGGGUAGCUCAACAGGAAGCCCAGGAGUAUUAUACGGCUUCACAGGACCAUCCACAAUCCUCCCCAGCUGAAGAAACUGAAGCUGAUGUAAGUGAAUUCCAUUCCAUGUUAGAACCAAUGCAACAGUCUGAGCACUAUGGCUAUGAACAUGUUGAGGCAUUUGAAGGAAUUACGCCAGAGCAACAAAGAGCUAUGCAAUUAGACCCUAGUUAUCGAGAAGCUGUAGCAGUUGCUAUCAGAGAAGGUUACUUCCAAGCUGAGGACCUGUCACUCCUGAGUCCUGAGGAGACUCAAGCUCAACUUCACCAAACACUCCAUGAGGCUAUUGAAGGUUAUGAGCAAAUGGGAAUGUCUGGAGAUAUCAGGGACAUGCCUGAUUACUUGCAAGGGGUGAGUGACAGAGCACAAAUGUUAACUGAUACCACAAGGGAAGCUGUUAUGAUUCAAGAAGCAGAUGUAGACUAUGCUAACCUCAAUGUAUUUAACAAAGAAGAUAUGUCACAAAUGCUGACUGUUGCUGAGGAACGAAGUGGAUCUCUAGUUGAAUGUAUAGUUGUACAAGAAGCUGAUCUACAGUCUGAAGCUGCUAUUGUAUCUCAGCGGCCUGCUGCUCAUCCUGAAAGAGCUGUGGCUGGCAUUGUUGAAGGUGCAGGUGAGUCUGCCACAGUAGGUGAACCACCUUUAGUUGCAGAAAUGUCUACAGGAAAGACAACUGGAGGAAUGCAAAAAGUAACCGAACCUAGCGAUAAAAAACGUCCAGCUGAUGAACCAGUUUCUGAUGAACAAAAGAAAUUAGCUUCAUCAGCUGACAAAGAAUCCGAAUCAUCAGCAAAGAAAGUCAAACUUGAUGAGAAAAAGCCACUUGAUGAAAAAGAUAUAAUUGCUGAAGCUCAAGUGGAAGGAGUAACUCUCACACCAGAGCAGAUUCAGGCUCGGAAAGAAGAGCUUUUGGCACGAAUGGAACACCUUCUCUCUGGAAAAGCUGAAGGAGAAUUGUACAGGACACCUAGUAGUGAGUCACUAACAACAGAAUCUUUAGAGAGUGAAGAACGUAAGCAAGUAAAAGUAAUUGAUAAGUCUUCCAAAAAGGGAACUCCUGGCCUCUCAGUGGAUGGCAAGUUGGAAGAGGACAAGGCAAAGACUGUGUCAGAAAAGGAGACAGAAAAGAAAGAAAAAACAACGGAUGUUCAAGAUCAAGGUGAACAGCAGACUGAGAAGAAGAGAGGUCUAUCACAGGAAAAGACUGAACCUCAAAAGAGAGGUCUGUCACAAGAAAAGACUGAGCCUCAAAAGAGAGGUCUGUCACAGGAAAAGACUGAGCCCAAAAAGAGAGGUGAAUCUCAAGAGAAAAUUGUAUCACAGGAAAGAGGAGCAUCACAAGAAAAAUCUAUAACCCAGAAGAGAUCUGCUUCUCAGGAAAAGUCAGUCUCUGAAGCUGAUGCUCCAAAGGAGGAAACUGGGUUCUUCAAAAGGCGGUUAUCAAAAAAGAGAGGAUCUUCAGCAGAAAAGACAAAGCCUGCAGAUGGUACAUUAUCUCCCAAGAGAGGGUUGUCAAAAGAAAAAUCUCCUCCUCAAAUGAGAGAUAGCUCACAAGAAAAGUCAAUACAUGAUGAAAAGUCUGGAUCACAAGACAUAAGUGAUAAGAAGGAUAAACCAGAAGAAAAGAAAAAGAAGGGCUUUAUGUCUGCAUUAACUAGCAAAGUUUCUGAAAUGAAGACUGCCAUAACAAGCAAAGUCUCAGAAAUCAAAACAGCUAAGGUGGAAGAAGCCGACCAAAAAGGAGAAACUGUUGAAAAUUUGAAAUCUGAAGACAAAGUAAAUGAACAGACUGCCCACUCCGUUGUAAAUAAAGACACAAAGGGACUUACUGUAGCAGAAGCUACCGAAAUACACAGAGAAGAGGUAGCUGUUACCAGUCAACAAGAUAUUACCAAAGAAUCCCAGAAAGCUGUCACAAGUGUAGUUUCGGACACAGAGAUGCUCACUGCCGAUCAACAGAUUGUACAAGCUAAAGAAGACUUAACUAAGCAGAGUGCACCAGAAUCAGUAGAAGAGGAGCUAGCUAGGAAGAGAAAAGAACUUUUGUUGAAAAAACAAGAACUUUUAGCAAAACAGUUAGCUGCAAUGAAAGUUCGUGAGACAAGUGAAGAACCUACUAGUGAACUAACUUCCACUAGUGAAAUUAGUGCUGAUUCUGCAAGUGAGAUAGAGAGUGUCCUUGAAAUGAAGGAGCCUAAGAUAUCUGGAAAAGCUGCCAUUGGUCAAGUGAGUAUCUCUGUGAAAGAUGAAUCAGCAAAGUCUGAUGUAGAAAAGAAAAUAAGUCAGAUUGACAGUAAUGCUCAGGCAUAUGUAGAGAGUACCACAUCCUCUGAUGCAACUCUGUCAAUUAAGAGGAAAGAAAGGGCAAAUGAGACAGGUGAAGAAUCAGUUAACCUGAGUAUAGACCUAAGCUCACCCUCAGGCCUUCAAGAAAAACUUAGUGAGAUUGAAACAUCAUUGAGAGAAGUCGAAAUGAAACUCCAAAAAGAAGGUGGCCUUGUAGAAGCUACAUCAGUAGAGGAAAUUAACGUCUCCGAGGGUAUCGUAGACCUGAAAGUACAGGACGGAAAGAAAGUCAGCGUAAAGAAGGGAAGUUUAAAACUGGAAGAAAGGGGCAUAGCUACAUCUGAAGAUCUGAAAGCCAAAACACAGUCUGCAAUUGUUUCAGAGGAAGCAGAUAAAAAGACAAAGGAAAAUGAAGACGCAAAGAAGGCUCUCAAGGUUGAUGCAGAAACAAAGAAAGAGGCUGAGGUUGAUACAAUAACCAAGAAAAAGACAGAGGUUGAUACCAAAGCAAAGAAAGAAUCUGAAGUUGAUAGCAAGACAAGAGAUGCUGAACCUGCUACCAAGGUAAAGGAGGAAGAGGUCGAUUCUAAACCAAAGAAGGAAGCAGAGGUUGAUGCCAAGGGAAAGAAAGAAGCUGAAGUUGGUAUUAAAGCAAAGAAAGGAAUUGACAUUGAUACCAAAGGAAAGAAAGAUGAUGAGGUUGAUUCCAAGGCAAAGAAGGAGGCUGAGGUGGACGCCAAAGCAAAGAUGGGAGUACAGGUUGAUAUCAAAGCGAAGGAGACUGAGAUUGACACCAUGGCAAAGAAAGAGGCUGAGGCCAAGGCUGAGGUUGAUACCAAGGCAAAGAAAGAGACUGAGGUUGAUACCAAGGCUAAGAAAGAGGCUGAAGCGAAGGCUGAGGUAGAUACCAAGGCAAAGAAAGAGACUGAGGCUGAUACCAAGGCUAAGAAAGAGGCUGAAGCCAAGGCUGAGAAAGAGGCUGAGGUUGAUACCAAGGCUAAGAAAGAGGCUGAAACCAAGGCUGAGGUUGAUACCAAGGCAAAGAAAGAGGCUGAGGUUGAUACCAAGGCUAAGAAAGAGGCUGAAGCCAAGGCUGAGGUUGAUACCAAGCAAAGGAAGCCGCAGAAGCUGAUACCAAAGCUACGAAGGAGGCAGAGGCUGACGCUAAAGCGAAGAAAGAAGCCGAACAAGGAUGCCAGAGACGAGAAAGCUAAAUCCCCAGCAGCCAAAGAGCGGAAGAGGUCCAGCCUGAAAGAAGACGACACUAAAGCUCUAAAGGAAAGAGAAGGAGAGCAGCUCCGGAAGGAGGAUGCCAAGAAAGCCAAGUCUCCUGAGCUGAAGGAUGGAAGGAAACCCAGCAUGAAGGAUGAGGAUGGUUUAGCUGUAGAUAAAAUCCCCUCAAAGGAUGAAGCAAGAAAGGCAAAAUCACCAGAAAAGAUAGAAAAGAAGAGAUCCAGUCUCAAAGAUGGUGAUAAAGAAGAGAAAGUCAUAUCCAGUGAGGAAGCCAAGAAAGCCAAGUCUCCAGAACCCAAAGAAAGAAAAAGGUCCAGCCUUAAAGAAGGUGAUGCCAAAGCCGUUCGUGAAGCAGAAGCUAAAGUCAUCUCCAAAGAUGAAGCGAAGAAAUCAAAAUCUCCAGAGGCUUUGGAGAGAAAGCGGUCAAGCCUAAAAGAAGUCGACACCAAGGUGGCAAAGGCCAAGGAAGAGGAGAAGGCCAAAUCUCCUGAACCUAAGGAAAGGAAGCGGUCCAGCAUAAAGGAAGCAGAUGCUGCCAAAGUAAAGGAAACCAAAUCACCCGAACCUCCGGCUAGGAAGAGGUCUAGUCUGAAGGACGCUGAUGUUAAGGUUGCCAAAGAGGCGGCGGAUGAGCCAGGAAAAGCAAAGUCACCAGAGCCCAAACCCAGAAAGCGUUCCAGUAUCAAGGACGAGGAGAAGACGAGAGCAAAGUCUCCCGGAAAGAGAGCCAGCCUGAAGGAAAGCGAAACCGAAGCCGCCAAGCACAAGUCUCCAGAAGCACCAGAGAGAAGGAGGAAGUCGAGAGAGGCCAGUGAAGACAUCACAGCUGCUAGAGGGUCUGAGCUCAGGAAACAGGAGGAAAUACUGAAGGGAGAAAAUGACGAGGAAGAGCAAGAGAGGUACUGGAAAGAAGAACAAGAACAAUUUGAAAAGGAAGAAGCAGAAAGGAAAAAGAAACUCGAAAAGAGAAAAGAGGAACUGGAAAAACAGAGGAAAGAAGAAGAAGAGCGUAUUAAUAGAGAAGACGCCGAGAGACGAGAAAAGAAGAGACUAAAGCGGUUAGAAGAAGAAAAGGCUAUGAAAGAACAAGAGGAAAAGUUCCUCAGGGAAGAAAUGGAGAGAAGAGAGAGAAGACGAAAGAUGAAAGAAGAAGAAGAGAAGGAGAACAAGAGAAGGGAAGAGGAGAGACGAAUGAAGUUGGAGGUGGAAAGAGAAGAAAAGAAGAAAAAGAAGCAACUGGAACGGGAAGAAGAGGAACGCAUGCUCAAAGAAGAAGAGGAACGUAGACUGGAAAGGAGGAGAAAGAGGGAAGAACAAGACAGGCUUAUUGCCGAGGAAGACGCAAAGAGGGAGGCUGCAUUCAAAAAGAAAUUGGAAGAGGAGAAGAAGAGGCUCGAAGAAGAACUCCGUGGUCGUGAGGAGAUGAAGAGAAAGAGAGAGGAGGAGUUGCGAUUGCAGGGAGAAGAGUUCCUCAAAAAGGAAGAGGAACGUCGUCGGAAGCGUAUGGACGAACGAAAACGUAUGCAAGAGGAAGAGGAACAAGAGCACCGAGUGUCCGAGGAACGCCGAAAGGCCGAGCGAACUCAGAGGAAGAUUGAAUACUCUGAGAAAGAGCUCAUUGAUGUCGAUAGAUACGGCUCCUUGGACCGUCGAUCUCGGACUCAGACUCCAGAUAUGGGCCGAGGUCGCGACCCCAAGAGAAGACCGAAGUUCAGCACGAGGCUCCAGGACCGCCAGGCUGUGAAGGGAUGCCGAGUCCGCCUGACCUGCAAUAUCAUAUAUACACCAGAGGAAGAACCCCCGGAGAUUGAGUGGUUCAAGGGAGGUUUCCCUAUCAGAGAUGAUGAGAGAAUUAAGAUAUCCUACUAUGAAGGCGUGGCGUCCUUAGAGGUAUUGAAUGCUAGUCGCUUUGACUGCGGCGAGUACACAUGCACAGCUAAAAAUCGCCAUGGGCGCGUCUCCACCACGUGCGAUCUGAGGGUGAAGGGUGAGGACGAACAAAAGCCUAGCCCGCCCACCUUCACUACUAGCCUCAGAGAUCGUUUCGUGAUUGAGGACGACCAGUUGGUCUUGUCCUGCCACGUGAUAGGCUUCCCCCUGCCAAAGAUCACAUGGCUGAAGGACGCAGACAAAUUACCUGCUUCCCCACGCUUCCAGACUUCCAUUUCGGAGGAAGGAGUCUGUAAACUAAUCAUCACAUCUCCACGAGGAGCAGACUCAGGCACUUACACUUGCCAUGCUGAAAACCGCGUUUAUCGCGAUGAAAUUUCGGCAAAUAUACAAGUUCAGGCUCUCAUGGAAAGAGAACGAAGCAGCGACGGCCGGCCAGACGACAGCGAGGUGCCGAGGUUCAUCAGCGAGCUGUGUGACCAAUACGUUGAGGAAAAUGGCACGCUCACGCUCCAGGUCGAUAUAGCAGGGUCCCCUCAACCGGAAGUGUUGUGGCUGUUUAACGGCCGGUCCCUACAUCCUUCCGGCAAAUUCAGGAUCUCUUCUACGGGCCACAACCAUACCCUCACCGUUUUCCAGGUCACAAGCAAAGACCUAGGUACUUACUCCUGUAGGAUUACAAACAAAUAUGGCUACGCGUAUACCUUGAGUACAGUGAGCUUCGGGAGGCCGAGGCCCCGUCACGGCUUGGCAACCCUGGAUGCUGACCUCGAACUGCGGGCGCCGGUAUUCAUCAGCCGCCCAGAGAGCAUGGUCACAGUAUUCAGGGAUGAGGAAAUCACUUUGACAUGCACUGUUCAUGGCGAACCUACUCCUAGGGUAUCGUGGCUUAAGGGCACCUAUGACGUAUCAAACACCACGCGUGCUCAUAAGACAGUAAAGGAGAACACACACACCCUCGUAAUCCGUGGCGCGCAGUUCACAGAUUCCGGAACAUACACUGUGGAGGCCAAAAACUCCCAGGGCACCGUCAGGGCCUACGCUAGUGUCAAGGUACGCGAGCUGUACAGGUCCCGCAGCUACUCUCCACGUGGCAGGGAAGAGAGGCAUCCAAUCAAGUUUGAGAUUCCGGAGAGAAGAACUUCAGGCAGAUUCAUCAGAGAUGUGCCAGGAAAGAUAGCCGCUCCCAACGCCACAGACAUUGGCAAGACGUGGGUGUCACUCAGCUGGGGGAGACCCGAGCAGUCAGGCGGCGCCCCCGUCACCGCCUACAAGGUCGAGUCUUGGAUUCUGGGCGAAGAGGCUCGCUGGACAGAUCUGGGUGUUUCGCCAAUCCCCUCCUUCGAUGUUUACAAUCUAAAAACGGAUCGUGAGUAUCUGUUCCGAGUGACCCCGAGGAACAAGUACGGCUGGGGCGAACCCGUCAUGACUCCCAGGCCCGUGCGGGUCGGCAGGAAAAUUGAGACCCCGACCCUCCCUCGCUCACUCCCGUCGCAAGUCCGCGCAAUGCCCGGCGGCAACAUCUGUCUGGAUGCUCAGGUGACGGGAGAGCCCAUGCCUGACGUCCGCUGGUACAAGGACGGUGCCUGCAUCGACAUCAACCGCUACCCGAGGUUCUCCUCGUUCUCUUCCGAGGGAUCGAUGCACAACAUCUAUGGUUUAGUGACCAAGGUGUCGCUGAUGAUCGAGGACCUGCACUGGGAGGACGAAGGCAAGUACGAACUGGAGGUACAGAACCCCGGCGGCCGAGUCACCUCCUUCACCAGGGUCGCCACCACCACCGACUGCUCCGUUCUCGAGGCGCAGGACAAGAUUAAUAGAAACCUGGUCGCGCUGUCUCAGAUGGAGUCCGUGCCCACCAUGGCGCCGCAGUUCACCAUGCGGCUGAGGGAUCGCCGCGUCCAAGUGGGCUUCCCCGUGCGCCUCACUUGCCAGAUCGUCGGCAUCCCCAAACCCGUCAUCACGUGGUACAAGGAAGGCGUCAUCAUGAGUCCCGAUGACUCCCAUACCAUGUGGCAAGAGGACGGACAUUUCUACACUCUUGAGAUCUCUAAUUCCACACACGACGACGCUGCUGUCUAUUCCGUGCGCGCUGCUAAUCCUUACGGUUCCGUAAUGUGCCGCUGCCGCCUCGUCGUGGAUUCUGGCCUUACGUCGUACAUCUCACCAAUGUUCUUACGCGAACUGGAGGACCAAAGCGUGCGCGAGGGAUCGACCAUCACUCUCCAGACCGUGAUCGAGGCAUAUCCGACCAUCGGGGUCGUAUGGCACCGCGACGGCCAGCGCAUCCGGCCCACGAGGAAGCACUCCUUCAGCCUGGACGCGGACGGCAUCGCCACCCUGACGAUCCGCGGCGCCGACUACACGGACGGCGGCAUGUACACGUGCACGGCCAGCAACGAAAUGGGCCACAUCGAGUCCAUGUGCCGCGUGUCCGUCUCGUGCACUGACUCGGACAUGGCGGCGAGGAAGAGACUGUCUUCCAAACUCACCCACCCAUGGCUGAGCAAGGAGCCCAUGUUCGUGCGGAAGCCUCGCGCCAUCGAUGCCGAGGAAGGCGACCUGGUGAUCAUCGAGUGCGAGGUGGCGGGUGACCCCAAGCCCGACGUGACCUGGCUCAAGGACUGGAUUAAGUCUGACGCGAUCGGCGACGGCUCCAGAUUCCAGGAAGUGGGAACGGGUCCUCUGUAUCGUCUGGAGAUCCCCAACUGCCGCCUGGAGGACACCGGCGCCUACAGCAUCCUGGCGAGGAACGAGCAUGGGGAGUGUCGGGCGGUUAUCUCCCUGCAGGUCUACGCUAAAGGCCUGAAGGGCGAAUUGGAAGGAAUACCAGUGAAACGCGGCGUGAUGGAGCAUGUGCCGGUGGUGACGCGGCCGCUGCAGGACGUGCGGUGCUGUGAUGGCGACUCAGUCACUUUGGAGGCUCUGGUGGACGCGCCCAAGCACUCGACCGUCCGCUGGGAGAAGCAAGGAAAGGUGCUGAAGCUCAGCGGCGACCUGGAGAGCGAGUGGGACGGCUCGUGCGUGCGCCUCAAGAUUCGCCAAGUCUACCCCGAGGACGAGGGCGAGUACUCCUGCAUCAUCUUCAACGACAUGGGCAAGGCCGUCACCUCUGCAACAAUCGUCGUGGAGAUGGCUGACGACAAGGAGAAUGACGUGACAGUGCAGAUGGAGCACCGGCCGGACCUCUCUCGCAGGACCACGCCCUCGAGAACCAACACGCCCUCCAGGUUUUCCCGCUCGCCCUCUGUCACCUUCCGACGUGAGGGAAGCGCCCACUCCUGGGCGGGCGUGGGCUGGCGUGAACCCUCCGUCACCGUGUCUCACUGGCGCCCUCUCUCUCGCGGCUCCUCCCCUCUGCUGCUAGCGCACCGCUACACGCCGGAGCCGACCACGCGCUCCAAGAGCCGCCGCUCACACCGUCCCAAGUUCUACUACAUUCCCCAUGACCGAAUCGUGGAGGAGGGCGAAACCGUCACAUUCCAGUGUGCCAUCAAGGGCCACCCGACCCCGCGGUCGUCAUGGGACAAGGACUCCAUCAAGCUAGUCGAGGGUGGCCGCUACAAGAUGGAGGAGCGCGACGACGUCCGCACCCUCGAGAUCUCCAAGGUGGCGCUACAGGACGCAGGACUCUACAGAAUCACCAUCGAUAACGACCUCGGCCGCGAGCAGGCGACUGCCAGGCUCGACGUUAUCAAGGCAUCAGGUAACAAGUAUAGCGGCUACGUGAGGUCAUGGCACACGUCUCCGCUGACGGUUCCGCGCUUCACUCGCUCGAUGCCGUCUACCACGGUGAGGCAGGGCAGCAGGCUGUCCCUCUCCACAGACUACAGGGGCUCGCCAACGCCUAGAGCGAAGUGGUACAGAAACAACGAGCUGCUGCCCCUGUGCGACGACUUCCCACAGAGCUACGACGGCAAGACCGCCACUCUGGACCUGCCGUGUGCCACCGCUGCCGACGCUGGCACCUACACGUGCGUGCUCGUCAGUGACGCCGGUAGAGCCGAGUGCUCGUGUGAGGUGGUGGUGGAGCACCACAAGGAGACCCCCAACCAGCCGCCCUAUUUCCUCCGCGGUCUGAAGGACUUCACGGCGCUUGACGGCGAUGAAGUGAGACUGUCCGUCAAACUCGCAGGUUCCCAGCCCAUUCGUGUGGUGUGGGUUCGCAACGACCAGGAAAUCAAGAAUUCCGAGGACUUCACGUACCUGGAAGAGGAGGAGGGCGAAUACGUUCUCGUCAUCCGCGACAUCUUCCCCGAGGAUGCCGGAAUCUACAUCUGCGAGGCUUAUAACGCCCACGGAGACGCCCACACCCACUGCAGAUUAGCUGUUCAUGAUCCACGAGAAUCAGAGGCAUCGGUGCCACGGAUAGUAGGUAAUCUGAAGCCUUUGGACGUGGAGGAGGGCUCGGCUGCCCGGUUCAGCAUCACCGUUCACGGGACACCCCGCCCGACCCUCACCUGGUACUGCGAUAAUCGCAAGUUGAUCUCCACACCUCGAAUCAAGAUCAACAUGGAUGACGACGUGGGAGCGGACGACGAGGUGCAGCACACCCUGGGCAUCCUCCACGCGCUCUCCACCGACUCAGGCGUCAUCUCCGUCGUCGCCUCCAACUGCCUCGGCUCCGAUACCGCCUCCACAACACUCAAGGUUGAUCCCUACACCCCGAGGCGAGAGGAGCGCGUGCGAUCGCCCCUCGGCACAAACUCCACGGCCAACACCACCUCCAGGUUGUCGCCGCCGCGCACCUCCAACUCCCCCGCGCCCAGGAUAAGACCCUCCCUCAAGGAGGUCACAAACACUGGCACAGCAAGCGUGGACUCGGCCUACGGCAGCGUCAGGGAUUCUGCCAGCGGCCGGAGCAGCACCCUCUCCAAUCUCAGCGAACUGGAGGACGACCAGGGUGAACCAGCGAAGAAGCCCCUCCGCACCAUGGCCAGCUGCGACGAAGGAAAAGAAGACGAACAGCAGUCUGACGAGAAGAAAGAAGAACCAGAGGAGGUGGAGGAAGAAGAAGAAGAGGAGGAGGAGGAGGAGGAGGAGGAGGAAGAAGAAGAAGAGGAAGAAGACACAGAAGCCGAGAUCCUGCUUGGUCCUCUUGACAUGACGGUCCUCAAGGGUCAGUCUGCAACCUUCACUGCAACUUUCACUGGCAAGCCUCAGCCCGUAGUGUCCUGGCUCAAGAAGGAGCAAGAAAUCUGCGACGGCGGACGGUACACGGUGAAGAUGGAGAACGGCACCACGACGCUCACCAUCCGGGACAUCGUGCAAGAGGAUUGUGACAAGUACACCGUUGUCGUCAGGAAUGCGCUGGCCGCCCACGCCGCCUUUGCUUCCCUUGCUGUAGGAAGUGCCCCCGAGCCGCCUGCGGGUCGACCCAACCCCUCGGAAGUGACGGCGACUUCCGUGACGCUUUCCUGGUACGGCCCCACCUACGACGGCGGCUCCGUGGUCACGGGAUAUAAUGUGGAGGCGCGCAAAGUGGGCCAGGAUGAGUGGAAGACGCUCAUCACGGGGUGCCAUUCUACGUCAUACAUUGUGACGGGACUGCAGACCGGUUGCCAGUACGAAUUCCGAGUGCGAGCACAGAACAUGCACGGCCUCUCCGAGCCCUCGAAGCCCUCGCAGCCCGUCAUGACCACCAAUCAGACCAAGCAGGCAGAGGAGGAACCCGAGCCUGAGGACUAUGAAAAGGCCUUCGCUCCCCUCAACGUCGAAAUCGAGCCAGGGAAUAUGUUCGACGAGCAGUACACCCUGCACGAGGAGGUCGGCAAGGGCCGCUUCGGCAUCGUCUACAGGGUCACAGAAAAGACCUCGGGCACCAGGAGGGCUGCCAAGAUUAUCAAGUGUAUCAAGGCUAAGGACAAGGAAAAGGUCCGCGAGGAGAUCUCCAUCAUGAACGCCCUCAGACACCCCAAGCUCCUUCAGCUCGGAGCAGCCUAUGAGCGCCCGCGCGAGAUCAUCAUGGUGAUGGAAUACAUAUCCGGUGGCGAGUUGUUCGAGCGUGUGGUGGCCGACGACUUCAACCUGACGGAGCUUGACUGCAUUCUCUUCGUCAGGCAAAUCUGCGAGGGAGUCCAAUACAUGCACAGCACCAACAUUGUACAUCUCGACCUCAAGCCCGAGAACAUCCUGUGCGUGCGUCGUACGUCCCAUCAGAUCAAGCUGAUCGACUUCGGCUUGGCGCGGAGGUUUAACCCCGAUGACCCAUGCCGAGUGUUGUUCGGAACCCCCGAGUUCAUCGCUCCCGAAGUCAUCAACUACGAGCCCAUCGGUUUCGCUUCGGACAUGUGGUCCGUCGGGGUCAUCUGCUAUGUUCUCCUGUCAGGCCUGUCGCCUUUCAUGGGCGACAACGACGCCGAGACCUUCAGCAACAUCACCCUAGCCGAGUUCGACUUCGACGACGACGCCUUCGACGCCAUCACCGACGAUGCCAAAGAUUUUAUCCAGUCCUUGCUUGUCAAACGAAAGGAAAAGCGACUCACGCCCGCACAAUGUCUGGAGCACCGUUGGCUGAACCAGACUGAAGGAACCAUGAACAAGGUCGUCCUCUCCACAGACAAACUGAAGAAGUUCAUCAUUCGGCGAAAGUGGCAGAAAACUGGAAAUGCUAUCCGCGCUCUGGGACGAAUGGCCAACUUGACCAGCCGUCGCAGUUCUCAACCUUCUUCACCCACGAGACUUUCCCCCCUCCCGGAGAACCACACCCACACGCCCACCACCCCCGCCAGCCCCUCCCCCGUGUCCUCGCCCGCCGCCCUCGUUAAGACCAAGGGCUGCGCUCCCGUCACCCGCUCCUCGCCGAGCAUCAUCAGCGAGAGGAGCGAUUCCGGUAUUAGUGAAUGUUCGUUUGGUGUUGAAGAAAAUAACCCCAACCAAGUUAACAACCAGUGUGGCCUCACUAACGGUCGUGCUGUUACAGGGCGCACUGUUAUCAAAAGUGGAAAGACACCUUCUCUAGACUGGCAGUCGUCGGUUGACUCUGCUGUCUGCGACGACGACUUUAUCGGCAAGAGCGGCGACUUCGGGUCUUCGCAGAGAAGAAUCUCCCGGGAGGCGCUGCUGCAUGCCAAGACCGACGCACUCAUGAACGCUCACUCCAGAAUAUAGAAAUAUAUAUAAAAGAAAAUAGACUCGUAGUAUAUAAUGCUUAACUAAAGUUUUAUUGUAACGUAAAUAUACAUACAUGUAUACUGUGUACAUACAAGAGAAGAAUGGACGUUGGAGUGUAGUUACUAGUUGAUUAUUUGCCUUUUUAAUAAGUAUCAUAGUGGCCUUGAAUUUAAUAAGAUUUUAUUUAAUCCAUAUUUUGCCUGGACCGUAUGUAUUUAGAUCGAGCUGGCCAGUGACGGUAAGCCUCGCGCACCAAGCUGUGCAGGUUCAGGUCGGUGCGUCUUGCUCUCAAAGUGUUGUAUUUCUGCGGGCUGUGUUGGUGCACUCGCCCUGCAUCUGUCUAUUUAAUCCAUGUCAACGCAUAUGGAGCUUACUUAGACGCUUUCAAGAUAGAGUCGUGAACACUUGACACAAGAAAAUUCCAUUGCUGAAAAAAUGGAAACCGAAACUUCGACCUCUGAAGCGUGUCUUCCCUCGGGACACGUGGAAAAGAGGAGGAACUUAACGUAUUCUCACUGUCGACCAGCCAGAACAGACUCUCGUGAAGGCUGAUGAUGCAUCAUACUUUUUAUCUUAGAAAAGUGUACACAAGCAAGUCAAAGGAAGAAUGUAAAAAAAAAAAAUAAUGUGUUUGACGUUUUGCCGUGACGGAAAGACCAAGGGAAGCGUGCCUGAAUUUGCUUCCGUUGCCUAUCCGUCACAGCCGUUUGUUUUCCCUUGCAGAAAAAAUCCUGUGAAUUUGCCGUUAGUUCUUUAUUGUGUGUUUUAAUGUAUGCUUCAUAUGAUUUUGAUUUUUUCUCAGUGCCAAAUAAAAUGUACAGAUGGUUUGCCUGAUAUCAUUCCACAUAAAACCUUUGACAUCUUGAUUCAUUUGCCGGAAAUCAUUCAUCUUAACAGGUCAGCAUCCUAUUUUAUAUAUGUUCUUGUUCAUCAUCGAUACAUUUAGUUUCUUUUCAAAUGCCUUAUUUUAUUUCAAAAGGAUGUCGAUUAUCGCAUCUCCCCCCCCCCCCCCCCUUUCAUUUUUCUGAAAUUUCAAUGCCUUAGUGUAGCCACGCCAGGCGGUGACCUCAGUGAGUCACCCUGUGGCGUCGGCUCUGCUUAAUAAAGAACAAUCAACGGUCAUACCGCCUUUACAUUAGAUACCGCUGGAGUGUGGUUCGGAUUCCCGUUAUCUGUGAGAUGGUCCGAGUGGCAGCCUUGCCUAGAUUCUUCGAGCCUUUACUAACAGGUUGAGAAUGUUACUUGUAGUGCCUCCAGCGCCAUUUCAUUUAUCGAAGCUUCAGAGAUAACGGCGUCGCGAGAAUCACCUCCAAAGAAGGUUAUUAGGAUCCGCUUACCGAAGAAGCAUCCUGCUGAUGAUUAUAGGUAGAGAGUGGUUCCUGAUGUGUUUGUGUAGCUACGGUAAUGUGAUAAAAAAUGUAGAUAAGAUAUCCCGAGUAUGUGCAUGAUAUUGUUGUUAAGAGAUUAAAAGAUUUAUUUGAGA